Messenger RNA from Manduca sexta (tobacco hornworm), 2333 nucleotides. RefSeq names its product peroxisomal membrane protein PEX16 (gene Pex16). Gene Ontology annotation, cellular component: peroxisomal membrane. The record is from RefSeq and is a predicted model, not a curated record. Gene Ontology annotation, biological process: peroxisome organization. The transcript has a single exon. Lineage: Eukaryota; Metazoa; Arthropoda; Insecta; Lepidoptera; Sphingidae. Bases 221 to 1210 code for a protein of 329 amino acids.
CCCAAGUACCGACUUCCGACGACGAAGUGCAAAAGUCGACUGUCAAACAUUGUAACUUUGAUCAAAAAUUUAAUAAUUUGUUUUUUAAUUCCAAUGAAUUUAUACAAUGUUCAUAAGUCGCUAAUAAUAUAAAUUUAUCACAUUUCCCGCGCGUAAAAAUAAGUGGAGAAACGUUAGAACUUUGAUUUUACCAUAAAACAACACAUUUACGUGCGUCACAAUGAGUUCAAGAUUAACAUUUCAAGAGAUAUUCACAGCUUACAAGAAAUGGGUGAUCAAUAAUCCCAAUGUAGUGACUGACGUUGAGACUGUGGCGACGUGGUCGUCGUAUUUCGUAGCCGGGAAAAUAAAUAAAUCACCAUUAGUGUCAGAAUUUAUUUACACAUUGUCGAAACUUUUGUCACUGUUCAACGACCGGCUGAUACGUGAGGCUUACGGCACGCAGUUGCACUACUACGGGCUCCGCGAACAGAUCAAGCUAUGGAUGACGAUAUUACACUAUUGCGAGGUAUUUGUAGAACUUUUUGUAAGAGACAAGUGGGGGAGCAAGGGUAAAUGGACAGUAGCCACCGUCCUGCAGCUGUUUAAGUGCUCAUCGGCAUUGAUUUUGUUGUAUAGGUUUAAAGAGUUGCCAAUAUCGCACCCUCCAAUCGCAGCAUUGCACAGAAAGAAUUUUAUGGAAGGCAAGUUAACAGAUGAGAAUACGAAUUCUUUUUUCACGUUGCGCAGAUCUGGACGUGUUGUGAGGCGGGUGGAUGGCGCUCCGCCCGUUGCUUUCAGGGACUGGGAGCCAGUUAGGAUCAAAGAUGACAGACCUUUACCAGAAAUAGAGACCAAUGACCUGGUACUAGCAGAGACGCUACAUAUUAUGAAGCCACUGUUGCAUUUAGGUGCGAUGAGGGUGUUUGGAACUAAGGCUUGGAAACAAUGGCUCAUUGCACUUGGUCUUGACAUUGCAAGCAUGAGGAUUUACAAUAGGUACAUGAAAGACCUUUCAUUUGACCAAAGACUAGAGAUCAGCCGGAGAAAGUUAAGUUUGGUCCUAUAUUUACUCAGGAGUCCAAUGUAUAAUGGUUAUUCAAAGAAUAUAAUAGAAAAUAUGUUGACGACCAUGUCACGGCAGAUCCCUAUGAUGUCAUUCAUUUGUGGACCGAUCAUCCAGUACUUAAACCACUGGCAGGAAAUUUACUUCUACAUGUGGGCGUCAUAGUUUAAUGUAAGUAGAUAUUAUACUGGUAUGUAUGUGUUGGUAAACUGAAACAUCAAGUUUUUUAAGGCUACCUAAAAUUGUCAUACUUGUUCAUAACUUCAAUCAAAUUCAUAACUUGUUUCUUAUCCUCGUUCUGGCUGCAACAACCAGCCUUCCUUCAAGCUUCAUGCUGAGUUUAUUAGUUUUCUAUAUAAUGUAAAAAUCAAAACUAAAUUCCAGUCAUAACUCUUAUUAUGAUGUGUAUUCACAACAAAUCGGUUAUUAGAAGGCAAGGUCUUCGUAAACACAUUUAUAAAAUGUAUCUAGUAAGACCAAUGGAUAUAGCAUCCAGAUUAGGUGGUCCCUUCAAAGUCACCAUAAGUCAUUAUGAUUACACAUCCUAUAAACAAAGAAACAACAAGAUAUUUUCCAACUAUAUUAAAAGUAUAAAUAUAAAAUACAGAGAAUAUAUUGGCAUAAAUAAAAGUAUAAAUAAAAGUAUGCUUUAUUGAUGCAAAAAAUGUGGUAUAUUUCAAUGAUAUUCUACCUAAAUUUGCAUUUAAUGGACUCAGGGCAGCUCUUCACACGGUGAUCAUUUGUAUGUCUACAAAAUAUACCAUUUAUCACAUUUUUUUCUUACUUAAGUCCUUCUAUGUACUUUAGAAGGACUUAAGUACGCAAUUUAUCAACACAUAAACCAGAAAGAAUUAUAUAUUUAUAAACAAGGUUAUAGUUUUUUAUAAUACCUAUUGCAUACAUUUGAGAGUGCAUUUUAACUAUGUUGAAAAUGUGUCCUUAUUAAUAAUUAAUUUAUGAUACAACAUUUCUUUAUCUUAUCUGGAAUAGCUUCAGUGAUAUGUUAUAUAAUUUUAGAUUAGAAUUUUUCUACUUCUUUAUUGUAUUGCCAAAUUACUAUAUAAACAGAUAGCGAAAUAUAAUGCACUUGGAUCAGGGAGGUACUAUUAUGUAAUAAAUGUAACUUUAAUAAUUGUAUAUGUUAAAUAUGUAUUCCGUAGUUGUGAGAGCAAGGAUGACCUUCUGUGUUCUACGUUAAGGGGCCCCUUUUCCUGCACUGAGCCCUUAAAGUUAUUGCUUUAAUAUUUAAAUCCUACAGCUACUUUCAGACAUUAAACUACAUAGUUAA